Uloborus diversus is the source of this 1564-nucleotide messenger RNA. RefSeq lists its product as uncharacterized. NCBI's taxonomy places the organism in Eukaryota, Metazoa, Arthropoda, Arachnida, Araneae, Uloboridae. Gene Ontology annotation, molecular function: protein binding. The record is from RefSeq and is a predicted model, not a curated record. The transcript is spliced from 7 exons. The coding region runs from base 211 to 1545 and encodes 444 amino acids.
AUGGCUCUUGUGUUUUUGUUUAUGUUUUUGUAAUAUAUUAUUAUUGUUAAUAUAAAUUCUAUAUUGAUGGUUGAAAUCAAGACAUUAUAGUCUGAAGCUUUCUUCACAAGUAUUUUACUGUGCCAUUUUAUUUUGUUUAAUAUAACUUUGUCAUCUGAUUGAAUCACUCAAAAAUAAUAUUCUGAAUUUAAUAUUUGUUCAGCUUGUAUCAUGGCUGUUCCCGACGUUCCUGCUGAGAUAUUGGAGCAUAUUUUUACAUUCCUAGAUGGACAUUCUUUUUGCAAUGUUAAAUUUGUUUGUAAAAAUUGGUAUGCAGUUGGUAAAGCAAUGCAGACGAAAAACUGGCUAUGGAAGCAUUUUUGCUGCAAGGAAAUUCCUCCUAUUCUCCUGGAAGAACUAAUCUCAUUUAAAGUUGUUCCAUUGACAGAAUCUAUUAUUGAUUGGAUGGCUGUGUAUAAAAAGUGGUGGUCUGGAAAAAUGAUUAAACUUCCAUCUAAGUCUCCAAAAUCUUGGCAAGCAUUUUAUUACGAUCCUAUAACUGUGAUAAAGUCUUCUGGUUCAUAUGUGUUAACUGGCCAUAACAGUGGUGUAAUGUGUGUUUGGAAUAUUCAUAAUGGAGAUUUGCUUCACAGAGUUCAGUAUCAUUUAAAACGAAUUACUGACAUGGCGUUAGUAGAUUUGUUGAACCUGGGUUCUUAUGGCCUGGAAUCUCUGUCAUGGGCUCAUCAUCAUAUCAUUACAACUUCUAAUGAUUUUUUGAUUCAAGUAAGGUCAUUAUUAGAACCAUUGUCAUGUACAUCAUGUACGGUGUUAAACUACCACAGUGAUAUAGUAACUAGCAUAAGGGUUUUUGGUGACAAGUUUGCUGUUUGUUCUCGUGAUAACACCAUUACCUUGUAUGAGAUGAAAGUAGAAAAGCCAUUCCGUUUGAAAGUAUCGCUCAUUACUGCAAUCAUUGGUCCUGCUGACAUUCUGUUGACUUUAGGAUUUUGGCAUGAUCAAGUUAAAUGCAUUACACAUAGUGGAAGACUGAAGACGUUUUCUUCAAGCACGGAAAUAUGGAGUGAAAAGAAAUAUUUAAAAACGUCUUUCUGUGAAAAUGGCUCUGAGAACAUUGUUUCAGUUUCUAUGGCGUUUAUGUUCCAUAAUGAAAUUAUCAUGCUUUUGACAGCUGAUGGUAAAUUAGUCAUAUCUGUUGAUGAGCAUUGCAAACAUUACAACUUGAUGAGAAAUUUGAAAACAGUUCUUGUAACUUUAUUACUCCAAGGUACAACUCUUGCUCUUGGUGGAGAAAAUGGAAAACUUUUUCUGUUUCAUGUUCCUGAUUAUACGUCUUUAAAAGAACUAGAUCUUUCCAAACCAGAUGCUGCAAUAUAUUUGAGUGAAGCUUCAAUUAUAUCAAUUGAUAUAAGUUAUAAAUUAAACUCACUUUUAAUAACUGCAGCAACUACCGAAAGUAUAUAUACCAUUGAAUGGAAUAGAGAUUCUAAUUUUCAUAAAGAAGUUAAAAUGCGGUCUUUGAGUCAUUUUUUAAAAUCUUCAUGAGAAAUUUUGUAAAUAUUGU